AUGCCGUUGGAUCCCAGGUGGAAAUCGACCAACCGAGCGGCUCGGCUCUUGUCCCAUCGUCGCGUCACCUCCACCCCUCCGUGUCCAGGAGGCUCUCUCAGGUCCUUUUGACUCAUCUCGGUGUAUCUCUCUUUCUUCCUCUCUCUUCAUCUUGUCUUCACGGGCCACCGUAACCACUACUGCUCAGGAGAAGGAACAACUGCACCACUCGGCACUCCUAAGUCAUAUCGGACACUUUAUUGACAGAACAAAAGAUAUUAAUGAACUCAUGGCUUCUUUCCCCUCUGUGUGUUUACCAUGCCAAUACUGUGACCCUAUCUCCCAUUUUUGGCAGAGACCAGUGAAAUACGUCUGUACGGACAUGAUCCGGGUCAGUUUUGUGGUGGAGGCGGAGUUUGAGGCUUUUAGGAUGGGGUGCAACGUUUUAGAAUGUUGCAGAUAGAAAUGUAAUGUAUGGACGGACAUGAGAAUAAUGCCUAUAUACACACAAUGCAUCACAAUCUGUACAUUCUGUAAGGUUGCUCUCCCUGAAAAAGCCUCUGGUGUCAGCUGGACUUUCAAGUCCUUGGCUGCGUCCCUAAUGACUUGUAGAAAGAAGAAGCAGAAAAAGAGAAUUGGAUAUUGAUAGCACACUGUUGGUUUUAUGCAUGUGUUUUUUUUUUUUCAAAGGCCGAAAUGGUUAAACCCCCUAAUCCACUUCCACAUUGUGGAUUCCAAUCCCAUUUUGGUCGACAUCAUGAUAGCUGAUUUAUGGUCAAAUAAAUGGUAGCUAUUUCCGUCAGUCGGACCACUGACAACAAUUGUACAGUAUAGGAAUGGUUGUGUGCCCUGGUUGUGCACCCAGGGUUUGUGUUCCAAGAUGCUCUGACCGUAAUGUAUGUUCGAGAAUAAUUAACUUCCAAACAUUGGCAAGCAUUGUAUAGCUCAACCAAUGGAGGCAGUUUUUUGAGGACCCAAGGCCAGUUGUAGGGUUUUCUGUAGAGACAUGAGUGUGAAUAUAAUGGGAGCUGUCACCAAGUCACUUUUGUAGUCUUUUUAAUCUCUUUUUGUCUCUGCUGUGUACAUGGCAACUGAUAUUUGACCAUAGACACGACUUGAGAACUUAAACUGAUUUCGGUGUGGCGUGCAUCACAAGUCUGUCUUCCGUCUUAUGGAAUCGCAGUAGCCUACCUAACUCAUCUCAUCUGUCUGCAAUUUGUGCCCAUCUUGUUUUGUUUUUUUAAUGUGGUAGAACUGUUAAUAUAUGCAUUUUAUGAAAUGUAUUUUUAUUUUCAAUUAUGUACCAUUGUUCAAAGAUUUUAUAUCCUAACUUUGCAAUUCGCAAACCUUUGUAAUAUUCAAUGGUUUCUUUUAAAGACGUUUUAUGUAUUGUUAUUUUUAUUAUUCUGUAAUUAAAAUGAUAAUAUAAAUUAGAAAAAUCAAGACGUGUAAUGUGUAGCCUGGCUCCAAACUAACCUUGUAAAACCAACAAAUGAAAUCUGCAAAUGAGUGUCACAGCAUUCUGUCACAACAGUUCAUAAGACCUGCGACACAGAUUUUUUUUAUAGAAUAUAAAACGCAAAAAGUAGGCUUAUGUUCUGACCGUAAUAUCGCAACUAUUUCCUGAUCAAUAUAACUAAACCUAGUAAGUAUCAGUUGACCUUGAAACAUUAGAUUUUUUUCAACUAUAUGGCUGUGUUAUUGUUGCGCAUCCACAAAAUGGAUGAAGGGUGUGAUUGCGGCUUGCAAUUCAAGGUGUUCUUGCAGUUGGGCGUUUCUGCAUCUGCAGUAACCCCUCUAUAUACUUCCAUAUGCUGGUAGAGUGGAACGUACCAACGCGUUCUAAACCGCUCUGGUGACAAAAAAACGUUGUUGCCCUGUCUCCAACUAUCCACGUCUGGCUGCUUUGCUACCACCGAAAACAUCGGGAAGAUUGCCCAAAACACGGAGGCAGUGAGAACCUAUUUGAGUAAAUACAUUUCUUUUAAUAAUGUAAUUUGAUUGAUUGCUUUCAACUUAAUUGGGGUAAAGUCUGAGUUGGGACUUCCCAAGGAUCCCGGAUAGCAAGAACCCUGAAACCACACAGUGCGCCUCCUCAGACUUUUGAUGAUAGUUCGGCAAACUCUGCCACUCUUAUCGGUGCAGGUGAAGCACGCCUCUGUUUCAUGCAGCACGCCAGAACAGUUCUACCACACCCACAACUGAAGCACAAUCAUGGGGCUUGUUUGAGUGGUAAGCAGGGUUUUAGUGACCAAUUUGUAAGUCGCUCUGGAUAAGAGCGUCUGCUAAAUGACUUCAAUGUAGUGCUGUUGGGGCACUCCCUCGCGUUAUUGGAGCUGCUAAAACUAUUUUUGGAAAAUUAAUUCUAACAAUUGUAUGUAGUUACUGUUAAAAUUAUAUGAAAACAUUAUAGAAUGACAAACCAAAUAAAUAACCUAUGUUUAGCAGCUUAGAGAAAUAGUGGUUGCUUCCCUGGUGGUGGCGAGAAUAAUGAACUGUAGGCUGUGUGUGCACACUGCGGAUGCCCAUCAGAGAAUUGGCCACUUUGGCCAAUCAGAACGUUGAAAAAUUAUCACCAGCAGUUCCUAUCCAGCUUUAUAACCCCCUAAAGUCGACUGACGCACCGGUGCGUCAAUCUAAGUUACUUUUUUUUUUAUCCCCAUCAAAAUCUGUCAGUUUAAGCUAGAGAUCGCAUUGGAUGCGUCUCAAUCCACUGCAUCCGCCAGUGUCGCUCUUCAGCAUCUGCGGUGAAAGGUGGCAGAGGUAUGGUCUGACAACCACUGCUCUGAGACAUCCCGAAGAUCGGUCGUCUCACGUAAACGUCUGUAGCAUCCAAAUGUUUUAGCCUACAAACUAUCAGGAUCUCUCGAUGGAAAGGGGAGAUAACGUUUUGUUCUACGAUCCCCACAAGUGUCACGGGACUCGUCUGAGGGUAACCCGUACCGGUAAAAAAAACAACGAAUGGAAGUAUGAAGGUAGUUUUGUGCCUGCCCAAAAAAGGUGUUAAAUACACUACAUAACCAAAAGUAUGUGGACACCUGCUCAUCGACCAUCUCAUUCCAAAAUCAUGGGCAUUACUAUGGAGUUGGUCCCUCCUUUGCUGCAAUAACAGCCUCCACUCUUCUGGGAAGAAUGUCCACUACCUAAUUGCUCCUGUAAGUCGCUCUGGAUAAGAGCGUCUGCUAAAUGACUAAAAUGUAAAUGUAGAUGUUGGAACAUUACUGUGGGUACUUACUUCUAUUCAGCCGCAAGAGCAUUAGUGAGGUCGGGCACAGAUGUUCGGCGAUGUGGGACCUUAUAUUUACAGGUGUGUGCCUUUCCAAAUCAUGUCCAAUCAAUUGAAUUUACCACAGGUGGACUCCAAUCAAGUUGUAAAAACAUCUCUAGGAUGAUCAAUGGAAAUAGGAUGCACCUGAGCUCAAUUUCGAGUCUUAUAGCAAAGGGUCUGUAUACUCAUGUAAAUCAGGUAUUUCAUUUUUUUAUUUUUAAUACAUUAGCAAACAUUUCCAAAACCCUUUUUUCGCUUUCUCAUUAUGUGGUAUUGUGUGUAGAUUAAUAAGGAUUUUUUUUAAAAUAUCAAUUUUAGAAUAAGGCUGUUACGUAACAAAAUGUGGAAAAAGGGAAGGGGUCUGAAUACUUUCCGAAUGCACUGUACAUUUGGCAAAUAGAAUGCAAAAAGGUCAAUUUCAACCAGAACCAUGUACAUGACAUUAAGGUCUGAAAGGCACUCACCCAUUUGGUUAAGUCAGGAGUAUUUUUUUGGUUGCAGGAAGAUUAUGAUCACUUGCUCGAAAAUGUAAAGUAGCCAUUUUCACCUACACACGGGAGGAAUCAGAAAGAUCAGACUACUGAAAGUAUUUGCAUUUUGGUUGUUAUCUGUAAAAAAUAAAAAUCACCUGCCCAAUGGGGCAACCUCAGAGAAGCUCAACUUGCACAACUGCUCAGGUCACUUUCCCCAGGCAAUAGCACAACCCUUAAAGGGGAAGUUCUCCCAUUUUUACAUGUAGCCUUAUUUUCACUCUUUCUGUGCUUGUAGUUGAUCCCCCAAACGAUAUUUUAAAAAAUUGGUUGUCACAUUUUACUGAGUCAUCACUUACCAUUGACUACAAUGCAUUACGAAAAUGUGUCUAAAGCAUGUUAUAAAACACUACAAAACACUCCAUACCAACUCAUAUUACAUCAGAAUCUCAUUUUGGAUAAUGUCUGUGCACUCAAUUUGGGAUUUAUUUUCCACUGUGCCAUAAAUCCAUGUUCAAAUGAUGCUGUUUACAACAACAACAAAAAUAUGCAAAUAUGGACCAGUGGACAUUUUAUUUUUUCUAAAAUUGAGUGUGAACUUCCCCAUUAAUGUCAAUCACUGACGUAUGAUGACUGAAAUAGUCAAGGUUAUGUUUUCUAUUAGUGUACUUUAGGAUCACCACCUUUGAACCUCAAGAUGAUGCUCAAUACCUUUUACUGCCUGGGGACAUUUACACACGUUCAUUCAGCAUUACCCGAGGCCCGAUGAUAGUAUUUGAAUUUGUAUUUAUUAUGGAUCCCCAUUAGCUGCUGCCAAGGCAGCAGCUCCUCUUCCUGGGGUCCAGCAAAAUUAAGGCAGUUCAUGCAAUUUUAAAAACAUUACAAUACAUUCACAGAUUUCACAACACACUGUGUGCCCUCAGGCCCCUACUCCACCACUUCCACAUACACUACCAUUCAAAAGUUUGGGGUCACUUAGAAAUGUCCUUGUUUUCGAAAGAAAAGCAAUUUUUCGUCCAUUAAAAUAACAUAAAAUUGAUCAGAAAUACAGUGUAGACAUUGAUAAUGUUGUAAAUGGCAAUUGUAGCUGGAAACUGCUGAUUUUUAAUGGAAUAUCUACAUAGGCGUACAGAGGCCCAUUAUCAGCAACCAUCAGUCAUGUGUUCCAAUGGCACGUUGUGUUUGCUAAUCCAAGUUUAUCAUUUUAAAAGGCUAAUUGAUCAUUAGAAAACCCUUUUGCAAUUAUAUAAGCACAGCUGAAAACUGUUGUGCUGAUUAAAGAAGCAAUAAAACUGGCCUUCUUGAGACUAGUUGAGUAUGUGGGUUCGAUUACAGGAUCAAAAUGGCCAGAAACAAAUAACUUUCUUCUGAAACUCGUCAGUCUAUUCUUGUUCUGAGAAAUGAAGGCUAUUCCAUGCGAGAAAUUGCCAAGAAACUGAAGAUCUCGUACAACGCAUUGAACCAGGAGAGAUUGACAUGCAUAUUAUUAAUAUUAGCUCUCUGUGUACAUCCAAGGGCCAGCCGUGCUGCCCUGUUCUGAGCCAAUUGCAAUUUUCCUAGGUCCUUUCUUGUGGCUCCUGACCACACGACUGAACAGUAGUCCAGGUGUGACAAAACUAGGGCCUGUAGGACCUGCCUUGUUGAUUGUGCGGUUAAGAAGGUAGAGCAGUUUAGUCACCUCAACUUACUCAAUUUCCACAUGAUUUAUUACAAGAUUUAGUUGAGGUUUAGGGUUUAGUGAAUGAUUUGUCCCAAAUACAAUGCUUUUAGUUUUGGAAAUAUUUAUGACUAAUUUAUUCCUUGCCACCCACUCUGAAACUAACUGCAAAUCUUUGUUAAGUGUUGCAGUCAUUUCAGUCGCUGUAGUAGCUGACAUGUAUAGUGUUGAGUCAUCCACAUACAUAGACACUCUGGCUUUACUCAAAGCCAGUGGCAUGUCAUUAGUAAAGAUUACAUUUUUCAAUGGGCCUAGACAGCUGCCCUGGGGAAUUCCUGAUUCUACCUGGAUUAUGUUGGAGAGGCUUCCAUUAAAGAACACUGUUAGACAGGUAACUCUGUAUCCACAAUAUAGCAGGUGGAGUAAAGCCAUAACACAUACGUUUUUCCAGCAGCAGACUAUGAUCGAUAAUGUCAAAAGCCGCACUGAAGUCUAACAAAACAGCCCCCACAAUCUUUUUAUCAUCAAUUUCUCUCAGCCAAUCAUCAGUCAUUUGUGUAAGUGCUGUGCUUAUUUAAUGUCCUUCUCUAUAAGCAUGCUGAAGGUUUGUUGUCAAUUUGUUUACUGUAAAAUAGCAUUGUAUCUGGUCAAACAAUUUUUUCCAAUAGUUUACUAAGGGUUGGUAACAGGCUAAUUGGUAGGCUAUUUGAGCCAGUAAAGGGGGCUUUACUAAUAAUUGUUUCACCUCUUCCACACUCACUUUACGGAAUUCAAAAUGACAAUGCUUGUCUUUCAUAAUUUGGUCAGAUAUACUUGGAUGUGUAGUGUCAGCAAUUGUUGCUGGCAUGUCAUGCCUAAAUUUGCUAAUCUUGCCAAUGAAAAAAUCAUUAAAGUAGUUGGCAAAAUCAGUUGGUUUUGUGAUGAAUGAGCCAUCUGAUUCAAUGAAUGAUGGAGCUGAGUUUGCCUUUUUUCCCAAGAUUUCAUUUAAGGUGCUCCAAAGCUUUUUACUAUCACUCUUUAGGUCAUUUAUCUUUGUUUCAUAGUGUAGUUUCUAAUUCUUUUUAUUCAGUUUAGUCACAUGAUUUCUCAAUUUGCAAUACGUUUGCCAAUCAUUUGUGCAGCCAUACUUAUUUGCCAUUCCUUUUGCCUCAUCCCUCUCAACCAUACAAUUUUCCAAUUCCUCAUCAAUCCAUGGGCAUUUAACAGUUUUUACAGUCAUUUUCUUAAAUGGGUGCAUGCUUAUUAGUAACUGGAAUAAGCAAUUUCAUAAAUGUGUCAAGUGCAGUGUCUGUUUGCUCCUCAUUACACACCACAGACCAACAUACACUGCUCAAAAAAAUAAAGGGAACACUUAAACAACACAUCCUAGAUCUGAAUGAAUGAAAUAAUCUUAUUAAAUACUUUUUUCUUUACAUAGUUGAAUGUGCUGACAACAAAAUCACACAAAAAUUAUCAAUGGAAAUCCAAUUUAUCAACCCAUGGAGGUCUGGAUUUGGAGUCACCCUCAAAAUUAAAGUGGAAAACCACACUACAGGCUGAUCCAACUUUGAUGUAAUGUCCUUAAAACAAGUCAAAAUGAGGCUCAGUAGUGUGUGUGGCCUCCACGUGCCUGUAUGACCUCCCUACAACGCCUGGGCAUGCUCCUGAUGAGGUGGCGGAUGGUCUCCUGAGGGAUCUCCUCCCAGACCUGGACUAAAGCAUCCGCCAACUCCUGGACAGUCUGUGGUGCAACGUGGCGUUGGUGGAUGGAGCGAGACAUGAUGUCCCAGAUGUGCUCAAUUGGAUUCAGGUCUGGGGAACGGGCGGGCCAGUCCAUAGCAUCAAUGCCUUCCUCUUGCAGGAACUGCUGACACACUCCAGCCACAUGAGGUCUAGCAUUGUCUUGCAUUAGGAGGAACCCAGGGCCAACCGCACCAGCAUAUGGUCUCACAAGGGGUCUGAGGAUCUCAUCUCGGUACCUAAUGGCAGUCAGGCUACCUCUGGCGAGCACAUGGAGGGCUGUGCGGCCCCCCAAAGAAAUGCCACCCCACACCAUGACUGACCCACCGCCAAACCGGUCAUGCUGGAGGAUGUUGCAGGCAGCAGAACGUUCUCCAUGGCGUCUCCAGACUCUGUCACGUCUGUCACAUGUGCUCAGUGUGAACCUGCUUUCAUCUGUGAAGAGCACAGGGCGCCAGUGGCGAAUUUGCCAAUCUUGGUGUUCUCUGGCAAAUGCCAAACGUCCUGCACGGUGUUGGGCUGUAAGCACAACCCCCACCUGUGGACGUCGGGCCCUCAUACCACCCUCAUGGAGUCUGUUUCUGACCGUUUGAGCAGACACAUGCACAUUUGUGGCCUGCUGGAGGUCAUUUUGCAGGGCUCUGGCAGUGCUCCUCCUUGCACAAAGGCGGAGGUAGCGGUCCUGCUGCUGGGUUGUUGCCCUCCUACGGCCUCCUCCACGUCUCCUGAUGUACUGGCCUGUCUCCUGGUAGUGCCUCCAUGCUCUGGACACUACGCUGACAGACACAGCAAACCUUCUUGCCACAGCUCGCAUUGAUGUGCCAUCCUGGAUGAGCUGCACUACCUGAGCCACUUGUGUGGGUUGUAGACUCCGUCUCAUGCUACCACUAGAGUGAAAGCACCGCCAGCAUUCAAAAGUGACCAAAACAUCAGCCAGGAAGCAUAGGAACUGAGAAGUGGUCUGUGGUCACCACCUGCAGAACCACUUCUUUAUUGGGGGUGUCUUGCUAAUUGCCUAUAAUUUCCACAUGUUGUCUAUUCCAUUUGCACAACAGCAUGUGAAAUGUAUUGUCAAUCAGUGUUGCUUCCUAAGUGGACAGUUUGAUUUCACAGAAGUGUGAUUGACUUGGAGUUACAUUGUGUUGUUUAAGUGUUCCCUUUAUUUUUUUGAGCAGUGUAUAUUCUUUACAUCAACAACAUAGGAAUCACUACAAAACUUUUUGUAUGACCUCUUAUACACAAUAUAUUUGGAUACUGCUUUCAAACAAAUAUCUGCAGUAUUAGUAAAGAUAUGAUCAAUACAUGUUGAUGAUUUCAUUCCUGUACUGUAACUACCCUGGUAGGUUGACUGAUAACCUGAACCAGGUUGCAGGCACUGGUUACAGUUUGAAGCCUUCUCUUGAGUGGGCAGCCUGAUGAAAGCCAGUCAAUAUUUAAAUCACCCAGAAUGUAUACCUCUCUAUUGAUAUUACAUACAUUAUCAAGCAUUUCACACAUGUUAUCCAGAUACUGACUGUUAGCACUUGGUGGUCUAUAGCAGCUUCCCACCAGAAUGGGCUUUAGGUGAGGCAGAUGAACCUGUAGCCAUAUUAAUUCAACAGUACUUAACAUGAGAUCCUCUAUAAUCUUCACAGGAAUGUGGUUCUGAAUAUAAACAGCAACACCUCCACCAUUGGCAUUUCUAUAUUUUCUGUAAAUGUUAUAACCUUGUAUUGCUACCACUGUAUCAAAAGGUAUUAUCUAAGUGAGUUUCAGAGAUAUUCAGAAUAUGAAUGUCAUCUGUUACUAGCAAAUUAUUGAUUUCAUGAACAUUGUUUCUUAAACUACAUAUGUUAAUGUGGGCUAUUUUGAGCACUUUUCUUCUGGGAUGCUUACUUGUAUUUAUUGCUUUACUGGGAAGCUUAGCAGCAGUAGAUGUGGUCAUGUUCUUUAUGUUAGUGCAGGGUGAGCUGCACACAGUGGACUUCCUCCUAGGGCACACCGGCUCAGUGCUAACAGUAUAGAUCUGGUUCUUAGGCACAUGAUUACUGCAUACAAUAGCUGUAGGAUUAGCGGUGGCAUUCAGGGCAGUUAGAGGGACAUACAUUAGAUAGUAGAAGUCACUGUACUGUUUCACUGCCAUGGUGGUUGUCUGUGGUCAAAGGCAUCCUAUGACAGAAUAAUGUAUUGAACCAUGUAAUAAAACUAAAACCAUAAGGAGAGUCGGAUACCUAAAGCAGUUAAAUCUCAAUGCUGCACUUAAACUCACAUCUCUGGUUUAAUAUGGAUGCUGAUGUGGUGAUAUUUACUAUGUAGCCUACAGGACACCUCAUCAAACCACUACCUGGUCACUGACUUCAGGCAGAACAAUAUACAGUGGGGGAAAAAAGUAUUUAGUCAGCCACCAAUUGUGCAAGUUCUCCCACUUAAAAAGAUGAGAGAGGCCUGUAAUUUUCAUCAUAGGUACACGUCAACUAUGACAGACAAAUUGAGAAAAAGAAAUCCAGAAAAUCACAUUGUAGGAUUUUUAUUGAAUUUAUUUGCAAAUUAUGGUGGAAAAUAAGUAUUUGGUCACCUACAAACAAGCAAGAUUUCUGGGUCUCACAGACCUGUAACUUCUUCUUUAAGAGGCUCCUCUGUCCUCCACUCGUUACCUGUAUUAAUGGCACCUGUUUGAACUUGUUAUCAGUAUAAAAGACACCUGUCCACAACCUCAAACAGUCACACUCCAAACUCCACUAUGGCCAAGACCAAAGAGCUGUCAAAGGACACCAGAAACAAAAUUGUAGACCUGCACCAGGCUGGGAAGACUGAAUCUGCAAUAGGUAAGCAGCUUGGUUUGAAGAAAUCAACUGUGGGAGCAAUUAUUAGGAAAUGGAAGACAUACAAGACCACUGAUAAUCUCCCUCGAUCUGGGGCUCCACGCAAGAUCUCACCCUGUGGGGUCAAAAUGAUCACAAGAACGGUGAGCAAAAAUCCCAGAACCACACGGGGGGGCCUAGUGAAUGACCUGCAGAGAGCUGGGACCAAAGUAACAAAGCCUACCAUCAGUAACACACUAUGCCGCCAGGGACUCAAAUCCUGCAGUGCCAGACGUGUCCCCCUGCUUAAGCCAGUACAUGUCCAGGCCCGUCUGAAGUUUGCUAGAGUGCAUUUGGAUGAUCCAGAAGAGGAUUGGGAGAAUGUCAUAUGGUCAGAUGAAACCAAAAUAUAACUUUUUGGUAAAAACUCAACUCGUCGUGUUUGGAGGACAAAGAAUGCUGAGUUGCAUCCAAAGAACACCAUACCUACUGUGAAGCAUGGGGGUGGAAACAUCAUGCUUUGGGGCUGUUUUUCUGCAAAGGGACCAGGAUGACUGAUCCGUGUAAAGGAAAUAAUUAAUGGGGCCAUGUAUCAUGAGAUUUUGAGUGAAAACCUCCUUCCAUCAGCAAGGGCAUUGAAGAUGAAAUGUGGCUGGGUCUUUCAGCAUGACAAUGAUCCCAAACACACCGCCCGGGCAACAAAGGAGUGGCUUCGUAAGAAGCAUUUCAAGGUCCUGGCGUGGCCUAGCCAGUCUCCAGAUCUCAACCCCAUAGAAAAUCUUUGGAGGGAGUUGAAAGUCCGUGUUGCCCAGCGACAGCCCCAAAACAUCACUGCUCUAGAGGAGAUCUGCAUGGAGGAAUGGGCCAAAAUACCAGCAACAGUGUGUGAAAACCUUGUGAAGACUUACAGAAAACGUUUGACCUGUGUCAUUGCCAACAAAGGGUAUAUAACAAAGUAUUGAGAAACUUUUGUUAUUGACCAAAUACGUAUUUUCCACCAUAAUUUGCAAAUAAAUUCAUUAAAAAUCCUACAAUGUGAUUUUCUGGAGAAAAAAAAUUCUCAAUUUGUCUGUCAUAGUUGACGUGUACCUAUGAUGAAAAUUACAGGCCUCUCUCAUCUUUUUAAGUGGGAGAACUUGCACAAUUGGUGGCUGACUAAAUACUUUUUUUCCCCACUAAGUCAGAAGCUAUUAGAAAAUAAUAUAAAUAGAAUAGAAACAAUGCAAUUUAAAAGGGAGCCUAUGUUGAUUAAUGGUUAUAAACUGUACAUCUAAUGAUCUAGGACCUAGGUCCUGCUACAUCUUCAAUAUUGAGCGUAGCCAACAUGCCAACGGCAAGACCAUUCCUAUCCUGUUCUGUAGGAGGACCUUUUCCUGCAAGGUAAGAAAGGGUGUGUACAUUUCUAACUGUAUGACAUUUGAGACAUUCUUAUGAUAUGGGUAGGGCUACUUUUAAAAGCUCUGGCAUCCUUUCACGACUUUCACUACAGUACUUCAGAAUUAUGACAAGCAACUCGUUCCACUUGCAAACAUAACCACGUGAGAGACGGCUUGAAUGGAUUUUGGUAAGUCAACUAGUACUGCUCGUUGCAAGAUUUUUUAAAGUCAAAUUCAGAUAAUGACACAUGUGGAUAUUGCAAUGUCAACGUAGCCUAUAUCAUGUAGUACAGUACAGUGACUGGGUAAUUGGUAGACUUUAAAAACGAAUACUGAGUUUGGUAAAGGUGUAGAAUGUAACAUUUUCUUACAAAAUAUUUUAAUCCUUAUUGGUGUAUGUUCUGUUAAUUUAAUAUGAUUUCUGAAAGCGGUCAUUAAAAAAUAAAUGUAUUUACUUCUGAGCCUUUAAAAAAGAUACAAAGUUGGCCUGUACAGUAUAUUGCAGAGAACUACAGUGAGGGAAAAAAGUAUUUGAUCCCCUGCUGAUUUUGUACGUUUGCCCACUGACAAAGACAUGAUCAGUCUAUAAUUUUAAUGGUAGGUUUAUUUGAAGAGUGAGAGACAGAAUAACAAUAAAAAAAUCCAGAAAAACGCAUGUCAAAAAUGUUAUAAAUUGAUUUGCAUUUUAAUGAGGGAAAUAAGUAUUUGACCCCUCUGCAAAACAUGACUUAGUACUUGGUGGCAAAACCCUUGUUGGCAAUCACAGAAGUCAGGCAUUUCUUGUAGUUGGCCACCAGGUUUGCACACAUCUCAGGAGGGAUUUUGUUCCACUCCUCUUUGCAGAUCUUCUCCAAGUCAUUAAGGUUUCGAGCCUGAUGUUUGGCAACUCGAACCUUCAGCUCCCUCCACAGAUUUUCUAUGGGAUUAAGGUCUGGAGACUGGCUAGGCCGCUCCAGGACCUUAAUGUGCUUCUUCUUGAGCCACUCCUUUGUUGCCUUGACCGUGUUUUGGGUCAUUGUCAUGCUGGAAUACACAUCCACAACCCAUUUUCAAUGCCCUGGCUGAGGGAAGGAGGUUCUCACCCAAGAUUUGACAGUACAUGGCCCCAUCCAUCGUCCCUUUGAUGCGGUGAAGUUGUCCUGUCCCCUUAGCAGAAAAACACCCCCAAAGCAUAAUGUUUCCACCUCCAUGUUUGACGGUGGGGAUGGUGUUCUUGGGGUCAUAGGCAGCAUUCCUCCUCCUCCAAACACGGCGAGUUGAGUUGAUGCCAAAGAGCUCAAUUUUGGUCUCAUCUGACCACAACACUUUCACCCAGUUCUCCUCUGAAUCAUUUAGAUGUUCAUUGGCAAACUUCAGAUGGCCCUGUAUAUGUGCUUUCUUGAGCAGGGGGACCUUGCGGGCGCUGCAGGAUUUCAGUCCUUCACGGCGUAGUGUGUUACCAAUUGUUUUCUUGGUGACUAUGGUCCCAGCUGCCUUGAAUCAUUGACAAGAUGGUGGCGAGUUUGGAAUCUGAUUGAUUGAUUGCUUCUGUGGACAGGUGUCUUUUUAAGAGUGUGCUCCUAAUCUCAGCUCGUUACCUGUUUAAAAGACACCUGGGAGCCAGAAAUCUUUCUGAUUGAGAGGGGGUCAAAUACUUAUUUCCCUCAUUAAAAUGCAAAUCAAUUUAUAACAUUUUUGACAUGUGUUUUUCUGGAUUCUUUUGUUUUUAUUCUGUCUCUCACUGUUCAAAUAAACCUACCAUUAAAAUUAUAGACUGAUCAUUUCUUUGUUAGUGGGCAAAUGUACAAAAUCAGCAGGGGAUCAAAUACUUUUUUCCCUCACUGUAUAUACAAAUAUUUACAGAUAUGGGCAGAUCAGCAAAUUAUUCCUGAGUAAUCUCUACUUUGGUUGUGGGAAUUUAAAAAUAUAUAUUUGUAUUCAUUUCUUUCUUUUUUUGAAGACCUUGGUAAAGCGGAGCUCCACUGUGAGAAGAACAACACAGCCCACAACACCAAUGACAUCUCAGUGGACAGAUAGUCAGGAGAGGCCAGUCCUUCCUGGUCCCCUUUGACCUCCAUGGCCCCUUCAGGCCCACGACAGACACACUGGAGUUGACCAUGGAGACAGGUAAGCUAUCUCUGCUAUACUAUAUAUAGUAUACUGUAAUGCUGAGAUCUAAGUAAAUAUUGUUUAUUUUUUGACAAAUAUAGUACCUCACCAUUUCAUCCAUUUCUGAACGUUUUCUUCCAUUUCGUGCCUACUGAGCACGACCCAAAACGAAUCCCCCAUCUCCAUCCAGGGCCCCAGCCUUCGGAGGCGUUGGGGAGCAGGUCUGUGUUCGGGCUCCCUGAGGCCGUGGGAAAUGUCAGUCACCCUAAGUGUAACCAGCCCAGACUUGAGAGUACGGUAAAGCGAGACUACUGCAGACAAUAAAUUACAAUGGAGUGUAAAGCAUUCAUAGAAAUGUUCAAUAGAACUGUAACAAAUUAACUUUUUUAAUCACAUGCAGGAGAACGCGAGGUGAAUGCCUCACUACAGCCAUGAUAACACAAGUCAAUAUUUGAUAUCCGCAGAAUGUGUGAAAUGGCACAUUCCUGGUAUUCCUUAUCAGUUUAGGAAACUGGAAAUGGUUAAUUUAGUGAGAUUGUAAACCAUGUAUCUUUAUAGGUUGGGAAGAGACAAAACUUUUUUAUGACAUAAUGGAUCAUGUAAAAAAACAUAGCAGUUUCAAAACAUGAAUUCUGUGUUUUGUACUGGGCUGUAGAGGACAUCUACCAGAAGAGGAGGAGAGGCAGGAGUAUGUGAUGAGAGAACAAGGCCUGGAAGAUACAUCAGCUCCCUAGCGGGUACAAAGAGCAAGCAAGACAGUAUGGUUACAGCUGAAAAGCACUAGCUACUCAAAACUUAUAAAGGGUGGUUUCCCUGACACACAUUUAAGCCUAGUAGUGGACUAAAAAGAUAACUCAAUGGAGAAUCUCCAUAAAAAAUAUUUUUUGGUUCAGAUAAGCCCAGGACUAAUUUGUCUCUGGAAAAUUAGCUAAUGUUGACUGCGCUAUUUAGCCAGCUCGCUAAGUUUACCAGGGUGUUACUAUAGCUACAGCCACACUAUGCCAGGUAGUUACAUUUUCUUUCUGUAUACUUUUAUUUUACCCAUAGAGGUCCAGUCGGGUUUGGUUAAAUAGUUAUGUGGCUUUUGACUGGGUUUCAAGCCUAACUAUGUUGUUUAUAUUACUUCAGAGAAUUUGAGCUACUAUUACGUUUGCUGGCUUGUUUAUUGUUAGAGAUGUAUGCUAGCGUUAGUGAUACCGAGGCAGGGAUAAGCUACUCACUGGCUGUGAAUUGUAUUUCCAUGUCAGUACUGAGGUGUUUGGGAAUGUCGAGUGAUUACUACCAGUCAGCUCACGACACCGACAAACAUCUGACAGUCGACGACUUCUUCUCCGAAUAUGGAGUCUGAACCCAAAAGACCCAUGACAAUGUAUGGUAAGUGCUACAUGAGGUCAUUAUAGCUACUAAGAGAGGUGUCAAUUGGAUAAGGUCUUAAAGACUGUUGCGUUUCUGUUCAGGAACUACCAUGUGUGGGUGGAGGCCUGGAUGAGACGGCCCGUUCUCUCUGGAGACUCCUUAUAUGACGGCUGGCAGGCUGUGGACCCCACCCCCCAGGUACGGUCCAACUUCCAUCUCAGCUCACACUAAUUUACACAAUAACACACUCCUGGAGUAUUUUGUGUUAUUAUUGCGCAGAUUGACCUCAAGCUUGUACUGAAAAGCGACCACCGUGUGACUCGGACACCACUAAUCCAUGUCAACGCUCAGGCCAUAAGAUACACCGGCAUCCCAUCCUCCCAGAUAAAGACAGAAUUGAAACAACAGGAGCACCGUCCCAACCAAGGUAGAGUGACAAUGUCUCUUGAACUAUUUUUAUGAGUAGGCCAAUGGGAAAUGCUUCUCAAAACCAAGAGCACAUUACAGCUAUUGACUUUUAUAAUUCUUUGUCAACAUCCUGGGUUAUGACAAAAAGGUGGUGCAUUUCAGGAGGGCGAAUAAUUAAGGUCUUGAAAAGGUCGCCAACAUUGUCCUAUGGACUCUACAGUAUGUUGGCCUGUGAUACCAUGACAUUGAAUUGCCUGUUGACAGAUCUGACUAUCCCCAUCCACAUCCCCUUCUGUGUACUGUGAGCACAUGCUGGAGAACAACAGCAUCAAGGUUUCGGCUGUGGUCACAGACAAGGUCAAUAGUGAGGAAGUGUACAUCACAGAGAAAGACAUUGUGCCAGAGAGGCCUUCAGUCACCAUCAAAGACAGGACUGUACAGUCCUGA
Molecule: messenger RNA, 15548 nt
Organism: Coregonus sp. 'balchen'
Lineage: Eukaryota; Metazoa; Chordata; Actinopteri; Salmoniformes; Salmonidae
Source: the annotation of a GenBank genome assembly